AUGGCGGCGACCACGCGAGCUCUUCGCCAGGCCAGCAGCCUUUUGCUGCGCGACUGCGCACCUGUCCCCCGACUCUCUGCACGGUCAUUCUCUACUCGAACACCCUCUCUCGCUGUCCGACAACACCUGGUAAACCCAAGAACACCCUCGUGGCAGCAAGUCAAGAGAUUCACAAGGUCCACAAAACGUCGUGCUCUGGUACAAGAGGCCCCUCGCCCCGAGGCCUACCUGGAAAGUGGUGCUAUUGACUAUGGGAAGAACCUGGUCGACGUCAAGAAGGUCAUAGUCAUUGGCAGCGGUGGUUUGAGUAUAGGACAGGCAGGAGAGUUUGACUAUUCUGCUGCAAUAGGGUCACAAGCGUUGAAAGCUCUCAAAGAAGCCGGCGUCAAGUCCAUCCUCAUUAAUCCUAACAUUGCGACCAUACAAACCGAUCACAAGCUCGCCGACGAGGUCUACUACCUUCCAGUCACCCCCGAAUAUGUGACAUAUGUCAUCGAGAGAGAAAAGCCGGAUGGCAUUCUGCUCACGUUUGGAGGCCAGACCGGCCUCAAUCUGGGUGUCAAAAUGAAUAAGAUGGGUAUAUUUGACCGCUAUGGCGUCAAGGUGCUGGGCACAAGCAUCAAGACCCUCGAGACCAGCGAAGAUCGGGACCUGUUUGCAAAAGCCCUCAACGAGAUCAAUAUUCCCAUUGCUGAGUCUAUCGCUGUUGGCACCGUCGAGGAAGCUCUUGACGCCGCUGAAAAGGUUGGGUACCCGAUCAUCGUCCGCUCAGCCUACGCACUUGGCGGCCUGGGAUCAGGUUUUGCAAACAACCCCGAGGAGCUCAGCAACCUGUCAUCCCGAUCUCUCUCUCUGUCGCCCCAGAUCUUAGUCGAGAAGUCCCUGAAAGGCUGGAAAGAAGUUGAGUACGAAGUGGUCCGCGAUGCCGAGGACAAUUGUAUCACUGUCUGCAAUAUGGAGAACUUUGACCCCCUGGGCAUUCAUACCGGAGACAGCAUUGUCGUCGCGCCUAGCCAGACCCUGAGUGAUGAGGAGUAUCACAUGCUGCGGACAGCGGCGAUCAAAAUCGUCCGUCAUUUGGGGGUGGUCGGUGAAUGCAAUGUUCAAUACGCACUGCAACCCGACGGUCUCGACUAUCGCGUUAUUGAAGUAAAUGCUCGUCUUUCCCGAUCAUCGGCGCUCGCAUCCAAGGCAACCGGCUAUCCUUUGGCGUAUACAGCUGCAAAAAUCGGUCUGGGCCACACCCUCCCCGAACUGCCCAACGCCGUAACCAAGACGACCACCGCCAACUUCGAGCCGAGCUUGGAUUAUAUCGUCGUCAAGAUCCCUCGUUGGGAUCUGUCAAAGUUCCAACAUGUGAAGCGUGACAUUGGCAGUGCCAUGAAAUCCGUGGGAGAAGUCAUGGCCAUCGGUCGCACAUUUGAAGAGUCCUUCCAGAAAGCCAUUCGACAAGUCGAUCCCCGAUAUGUGGGAUUCCAGGGUGACAAAUUCGACGACCUCGACGAUGUUCUUCGCAACCCUACCGACCGAAGGUGGCUGGCUGUUGGGCAAGCCAUGAUCCACGAGAACUAUUCAGUGGACAAGAUUCACGACCUGACCAAAAUUGAUAAGUGGUUCCUCUACAAGCUGCAGAACCUCAAAGACACAAUGACAGAGAUCCAAGAGAUUGGUUCUCUUAACGGCAUCAAGCACGAGCUGCUGUUGAAGGCGAAGAAACAAGGCUUUUCUGAUAAGCAAAUCGCCAUGUACGUCAAAUCUACUGAAGGAGAAGUCCGAGCCCGUCGACAGAAAUUCGGUAUUCGACCAUGGGUGAAGAAGAUCGAUACGCUUGCAGCCGAGUUCCCCGCCGAUACCAACUACUUGUACACAACGUACAAUGCAUCAUCUCACGACGUCACCUUUGAAGACAACGGAACCAUCAUUCUUGGAUCUGGAGUCUACCGGAUAGGGUCUUCGGUCGAAUUCGAUUGGUGCGCUGUUAACGCAACGCUGUCUCUGCGCAAUAUGGGCCAGAAGACUGUCAUGAUCAAUCAAGCCAAUGGCGUCGGAAAGACUCUGAAAGAAAAGACUUUCUACUGUACCCGCUGUGAUAUCUCCUUUGGCACCAAACAUCUAUUGCAGGACCAUGAAAACACUGCCAAACACAAGCAAAAACUCAAGGAAUCGAGGAACCCCUUCACAUGCUCUCCACGCGACCUUGGCUUCCACAACAAGGGUAACUUGACUCGUCAUCAACUGUCUGACAGGCAUCAUAAAGCUGUGGCUGCUGCCGUUGUCGUGUCUUCGCCGGCGCCGCCGCGUCCUGGGCUCUUGUACAACCCGGAGACAUUUAGCACUGAUUUCGACACUGCCGACAAGCUGUACUUUGAAGAGUUGUCGUAUGAACGGGUGAUGGAUAUCUACGAACUCGAGAAUGCUUCGGGCGUGGUUGUCAGCGUGGGAGGUCAACUUCCGCAGAAUAUCGCGCUGAGGCUACAAGAAGAAGGCAAGGCGCACGUGCUUGGCACUAAUCCCGUUGAUAUCGACAAGGCCGAAGAUCGCCACAAGUUCUCGCAAAUCCUCGACUCGAUCGGGGUGGAUCAACCCGCGUGGAAAGAGUUGACUUCGGUUGCAGAUGCCGAGUCCUUUGCUGACUCUGUGGGUUAUCCUGUCCUCGUCCGACCGUCGUAUGUUCUAUCCGGUGCUGCCAUGUCCGUCAUCUACACGCACGAAGAGCUGAAGGACAAGUUGGAAUCGGCCUCGGCGGUCUCUCCCGACCAUCCCGUGGUGAUUACUAAAUUCAUCGAGGGUGCUCAGGAAAUUGACGUGGAUGCUGUCGCAUCAAAAGGAGAACUCAUUCUGCACGCUGUGUCUGAACACGUCGAACCCGCAGGUGUUCACUCCGGAGACGCCACUCUAGUUCUGCCUCCGGCCAAUCUUGACGAGAAGGUGAUGGCUCGUGUCAAGGAGAUUGCGCAAAAGGUCGCCAAGGCCUGGAACAUUACCGGGCCAUUCAACAUGCAAAUCAUCAAGGCAGACGCACCCGGCGAAGAACCUGCUCUCAAGGUCAUUGAAUGCAAUCUCCGUGCUUCACGGUCAUUCCCUUUUGUUAGUAAAGUGCUUGGGACCAAUUUUAUUGACGUUGCGACCAAAGCAUUGGUUGAUCAGGAUGUCCCCGAACCCCAAGAUCUCAUGGCCGAGAAGCGUGACUACCUGGCUACCAAAGUUCCACAAUUUUCGUGGACUCGGCUGGCGGGUGCUGACCCCUUCCUGGGUGUUGAGAUGAGCAGUACCGGUGAGAUUGCGUGCUUUGGAAAGGACCUGAUCGAGGCGUACUGGGCAUCGCUCCAGUCAACCAUGAACUUCCGUAUGCCUGAGCCUGGCGAGGGAAUCCUGCUUGGUGGAUCCACUGAGCUUCCAGAGCUCCCCAAGAUUGUUGAGUAUCUUCAACCCCUUGGCUACAAGUUCUAUGCGGCAAACCAGAACGUCAAGGAGCAUUUGGAGAGGUCCGGCGCAUCGGUCGAGGUGAUUGAGUUCCCGACCACGGACAAGAACGCGCUACGACAAGUGUUCCAGAAGUACGACAUUAGGGGGGUUUUCAACCUGGCAAAGACUCGAGGCAAGACGCUCGUGGACGAGGAUUAUGUGAUGAGAAGGAACGCCGUGGACUUUGGCGUCCCUCUGUUCAUGGAACCCAAGGUAUGGACAACCCCGUCAUUGUAA
Messenger RNA from Fonsecaea monophora, 3702 nucleotides. RefSeq names its product carbamoyl-phosphate synthase arginine-specific large chain. Gene Ontology annotation, biological process: UTP biosynthetic process; 'de novo' pyrimidine nucleobase biosynthetic process; L-citrulline biosynthetic process. The record is from RefSeq and is a predicted model, not a curated record. The coding region runs from base 1 to 3702 and encodes 1233 amino acids. Gene Ontology annotation, cellular component: cytoplasm; cytosol. Lineage: Eukaryota; Fungi; Ascomycota; Eurotiomycetes; Chaetothyriales; Herpotrichiellaceae. The transcript is spliced from 4 exons. Gene Ontology annotation, molecular function: ATP binding; metal ion binding; aspartate carbamoyltransferase activity.